Messenger RNA from Meira miltonrushii, 643 nucleotides. RefSeq lists its product as uncharacterized. Lineage: Eukaryota; Fungi; Basidiomycota; Exobasidiomycetes; Exobasidiales; Brachybasidiaceae. The transcript is spliced from 2 exons. Gene Ontology annotation, biological process: formation of translation preinitiation complex. Gene Ontology annotation, molecular function: RNA binding. The record is from RefSeq and is a predicted model, not a curated record. Bases 1 to 597 code for a protein of 198 amino acids.
AUGUCGCUAUUCAAAUCUUUCCAGCCCUCAAAGGGCGACAUUGCUUCAUCAACAGCUGUCAAAUCUUCCGUUCAAAGAGGAAUGCGUCAAAAAUUACUAGAACAAUAUCCAAGCCUUUCACAAGAUGAAGGUGUAUUACUAGAACAAAUUUGGCCAAAAAAGCAAGGAAUCACAUUGGUCAAAUUUAGUAGAGAACAUGUUUCAUUUUUGGUAAAUCAAGGAGAACCACUCUUCUUCCAGCAUUUUGAUGGACCGUAUAUGCCAACUUUGCAUCUAUUACACAAAUACCCUUUCCUCUUACCUUCUAUUCAAGUUGAUAGAGGAGCAAUCAAAUUCUUGUUAUCGGGUGCUAAUGUCAUGGCACCAGGACUACUAACUGCUGGAGGAAGGUUGCCCGAUCCGGCAAAAGGUGAGACUGCUUUGCCAGAAGGAGCACCUGUAGCCAUCUUGGCACAAGAUAAGGAAUCAGCCUUGAGUAUCGGCAUUCUACGUGCUGGAACGGACGAAAUUCGAUCGAAGGGAAAGGGAAGUGUGGUCGACAACAUACAUUAUCUAGGUGACGACUUGUGGAUCUCGUGCGCAAAGGGAGGUUUCUAAUGAUAAAAUAUCGCAUAUUCUGCAAUUGUACUAUUACAACAUUUCA